UCAGUCUCUCACAGCCCGCGAAUAGCUGCGCAUCGCUGCGAUCGAGCGCCAAAGAAAACCGAGGAAAGCCGAGGAAAACGUAUUUCCCACUUGCCCAACCAUUUUUCCUGGCGCUGCUCGCACUCGCGACGGCCACAAAGUGCAGUAGUGUAUCUCAACGAAUUCCGACGAUUUUUUUUCCUGUUGCGGGGCCAAGUGCGAAACGAAAAGAAAAGUGCUAAUUGUGCAAUUGAUUGACACGACGAUCGAUCUGUUUUAUCGGUGGCAGUGCGAGGAUCAUUAGAUCAUUGGGAGUGCUCGCGUUUCAAACAUGAAAACAUGAAGCCUGCCGCGAAUUGAAAGGCAUAAAUAGAAGGCAGCAGCAAAAGGCAGAGCAGACGCAGAUCGCGCAGAUCGCAAACAACAAACGAGUGAAGAAGCGAAAAAAUGAUGCCGCCAAGACUGCCGGGCCAUGGCCAUGGAGCAGCAACGACCCCGUCAACGAGUAGGAGUAGCAGUGGCCACCACUUAACGAGAACGCCGGCGAACACAACGUUUCACAAGCGGCGACGGAGGCGACAACAGGCCCAGAUCAGCGGCAGUCACAUCAGCCUCAGUCCCGGCGGCUACCUGGCCCUGCUCUUGCUCUCCGCCACCUGCUCCCUGGUGGCCAGCAGCUCCUCCACCUCCACCUCCUCCGCAGACACAGCCAUUGCGCCGCCGGAUCCUCCUCCGGCCAGCCAGCCGGUGGCCACCAUCUCCUCCAGCUCGCCCUGCGCCCCGCAGCACUGGUGGGAUUCGCAGCGCGAUCGCUGCAUCCCGUGCACCCGCUGCCAGGGCGAGAUGAUACCGCUGCGGCCCUGCCAGCUGCACACGGACACCAUCUGCGGCUCCAUAUACGACCUGAAGAUCGACUGGGUCGUGCUGGCCAAGACCGAGCCCAACUGGAAGGAGCGCCGAAAGUCCUCGGAGUACGAGCACUUCGAGCACAAUGCCCCACUGCAGCAUCUGACCCACGAGCAACUGCAGCAGCUGCACGAGGAGGCGGCCGCCGCCUGGGUCCUGGACUGGCAGACCGGCGUCCUCUACGUGGCCGUGCUCACCUGCCUGGUCUUCUUCUCGGUGGCCGCCUGCAUCCUCAUCCACCACAUGCGCCAGUGGCGCCGCAUGGAGCGACGCCUGGAUCAGGAUGUGGAGGAGCUGUCGACCAAGCUGAUGGCCAAGCUGGCGGAGGUGCAGAGCCUGGACGGAGGCACCUUCUUCAUCGGCAACGCGGACGCCUUGCGGGGACUGCCCAACUCCGCAGCGGCGACGCAUGCAGCUGCGGCGCAGUCGGGAAUCUUCCAGCCGCAACACGUGCUGCUGCCUGAGAAACGCGGCAAGCACCACGAGCGUCGGAUCCUGAAGACCCUUCAGCCCGGAAAUGUCUACAUCGAGGAGAGCAACGCGGGGCUGGGCGGCAUGGGCGUGGGUCUGGGCAUGCGCCCCAAGGGCUGAGCGAACGGGAAGGGGAAAGGGGGAGAGGGGGGGGACAUACUUAAGGAGUGGCGACGGAGGAGCAAGGACGAAGCAUCAACGGAACCGGAACAGGAAACGGAACCGGAACCGGAACCGACAACGGAUGGAGGGAAGAACUUUGUACAAACGGCCGCUUAAAGGAAAAACGGAAGGGAACCGAAACUAUUAUUAUUUUUUAUAUUAUUAAUCUUAUUCUUAUUAUUACGAUUUUUUUUGUCCUAAUAUUUAAUUGAAUCGUUAUGUUGACUUGUUUGUAAUGCGCGGACAGAUGAGGACGCGGGCUUCCCGUUGUGGGGGAAUCCCGGGCGAUGCGGCAGAAUGUUUUGUACAUAGAGAUGAGGCAUGUGGCACCCACCCACAAAGUAUAUGAUUAACACGAUUAUGAUUAACAAAUUUCUACUUAAUGUAAAUAUUAAGGCGAUCGAACCCGCGAACCCAACCUAACGAAAACGGAAAGGAAUGGAACGAAACCAAGCAAUAUCGGCAACAUAUCAGCUACUAUAUAGACCGCAUAUAGACGCGCGUAUUGUUAACAUCACCCAUAUCCCCCAAACACUAUACACGUAUGUAUGUACACUUAACCAAGUAAAACAAAUAUCAAACGAGAGCAUUUUCCGGCUAGCUGCUACCGAGCUUAAUCGAAUUAACUGUAACAGUAAUGGUAAAGAUACAGAUACAACUACUUAUAAUAAUGAUAAUUAACGGAUAACUAUAUCGAUAGGGAGAAAUGUCUAUGUCCUAAGUGCUAUCAGUGUGCAAACAGCAAUAAAAAGUUCUAUGAUUAUACGAGAAA
Drosophila rhopaloa is the source of this 2290-nucleotide messenger RNA. RefSeq names its product tumor necrosis factor receptor superfamily member wengen (gene wgn). The coding region runs from base 427 to 1476 and encodes 349 amino acids. The transcript is spliced from 5 exons. The record is from RefSeq and is a predicted model, not a curated record. NCBI's taxonomy places the organism in Eukaryota, Metazoa, Arthropoda, Insecta, Diptera, Drosophilidae. Gene Ontology annotation, molecular function: protein binding.